UUCAUAAUUUUCCGCCUGGAGGGCGGGGAAACCCCAGAUGGUUUCCUGUAGCUUGUUUGAUUGGUGGAUAAAUUAAUCACGCUAAUCUGAUUGGUUCCCUGGAUGUCUUCCACGUGAACAGGGAAUGACCUUUCAGAUCGAAGUUCAGUUGAAAAUGAACUCGGAAAAAAAAUUUUUUUGCAGAACAACAAGAGCUCGGCCGGCGUUUGUCAUGAAUGUAGUUGUGUAUCGAAUUUCUCUGAGAUAGGUAGCGGGAAAAAUCAAGCCCUCGACGCAGAAUGCUGUGUUAUGUGUCUAUGCCCGACUGUGUCCUCACAGAAUUCAAAAUUCGGGAAAAAGCGCGGGGACAGGAGCUUUUACAAGCGGUCUGCAAAAGACUUGGUAUCAUCGAACUAGACUAUUUUGGAUUGCAGUUUACGGGUCCAAAGAACGAAGUGCUUUGGUUAAACUCUAGAAAUAGAAUUCGACGACAAAUCCCCGGUGGUCCACCGUACCGUUUGCAGUUUCGCGUCAAAUUUUUCGUUCAGCCUCAGUAUUUACUUCAAGAUUCGACCAGACAUCAGUAUUUCUUGCAUUUGAAGAGAGACUUGGACGAAGGGAAGAUAAUACCAGAUCCAGAAAAAGCAGCGACCGUGUAUGCUUUCAUCGCUCAAGCAACCAUCGGAGAUCACGGUGAUUCUUACUCGCCUUGUGAUUUUUGUCAAGCAUCGGAAGUUGAAUCGCAGUGGACGUCGGAGUUUCGCAGUAAUGUUUCAGUGGAACAUGCCAAGCUCAAAGGUGUACGAUCGGUCGCAGCUAAGCAAUUUUUCAUUAAAGAACUUUCCUCGAUGGAAAACUACGGAAUGGAGUAUCAUCUGGCGAAAAACGAGUCAGGACAGUCCCUGCACAUUGGUGUUGGAACUGAAGAGAUAAAAAUCUAUGAUGCCGACUUCAACUUUAUCGAAAGGUUUUCGUACAACGGUCUUAAGAUGGCAACCCAUGUGAAAAACAAUCUGUACCUCAGAAUAAUUACCUGUGAUGGUGAAGCCAUGUUCACAUUCAGACUUCUUAGUCAAGAAGCAGCGUGUGCUUUAUACAGAUCCAUUACAGAGUAUCAUGCAUUUUACCGCUGUGAGACUGUACGGAAUGCUGUGACAGAUCAAUUCACAAGAGACUUGAGGGAGACACUUAUCUCAUUUUUUGGAGAUGAAGAAUCGGAGAAAAAGUACAUUUUUGAUGUUCAGAGGACUUCUAAGGAAGUUUAUGAUCAUUGUCGAAGGGUUUUGUAUAAGCUUGGAUGUGAUCCUAUUCAAAAUAUUCCUGCUAGUUUCCAGGUUGAAGACAGGCCUGCAACCUCUGACGUCCAAGCUGCUAAGCUCCAGGAACAGUUAUCCAAAAUGGAAGACUCUUUCAAGUGCAAAAUCUGCAUGGACUCUCAGAUUGACACAGUGUUUUGUCCAUGUGGACACAUGGUUUCAUGCAGUGUCUGUGCAGCCAGCAUCGACCUGUGUCCUAUUUGCAGAGGGCAGAUUGAACGCACUCAACAUGUUUUCUUCCCAGUUGCAGUUGGCUGAAUUAGAAGGCGACACUGAAACAAGUGCUAGUGACAUUUUACACUCAGUAGUGUUUAAGUCCUCUUUCCAGACAACAUUCAGUUGCAACCGUGUGUUUGAUCAGGACCAAAAAGCUGAUGCCACUAUUGUGCCAGUCUUGCGCAUGAUCCAAGGAAGAUGCUAGGCAAAUGUGAGCCAGACCACAUCAAAUGCGAAGUGAAGAUGACGAGCUUAGCAGACAUGCUUUAAAUGCUUGUAAGAAUUAACAGGACUUACUGUACGGUAAAAGUAUUUUUGAAGGAGAGUAUAGUUUUGUAGGUUAUGAAAUUGAAUGGAUUUGAAAGGAAUUUGACUGACAUGUGGGAGACAAAUUUAUUAGUCGAAGAGUUUUUAUCUGAAUAAUUUAAGGGGACCUGAUUAAAUAAUUAUUUGAUAGUUAUUGAAGUUAUCUUGUAUAUCAACAUUGUUUAGUUAGAAUAUGUGUUGAAGUUUUAAGACCAUUAAUUUAGAACUUAGUAAAGCCAGGACAACAUAGAUAAGGUUCUAGAUUGGAAACAUUUUGUACUUUUGUAAACUGAAAGGUGUUUCUAGCUACAGUGAAUAGAUGAGCUAAGUUCUUCCUGACUAUACAGCAUAUACAUAUCUGAACAAUAAUUACUGCCAUUGAACAUAUUUUUCUUUACCAGUAUUUAAAAUUAAUUGUAAAACCUGUUCAGCAAAGCACUGCUCUUCCUGAUAACAGGUGAAAUGCACCAAUGUUACAUUGUUACCUGACCUGGAGAUGAAAUUUCUAAACUAAUUUAUUGCACAGAGUUAUUGUAGUCUAUAUUUUAUGUAAUGCUCAAAGUAAUAUUCUCUAAUAAGUUAAACAAAAGAUUCUAACAUGAUUAGUACACCCUGUAUUUUUAAUGCUACCCAUUGUAACUAAGACCUUGCCUCUCCUGCCUUCGAUAAACCCUUGUGAUGUCGUAUGUCCCAAAAACACGCCUAUGAAUCACUGGUAAUGUAUAUCAUUUCAUGCAUGUUUAAGUACACAAUAAUAUAAUUAUUGUUUUAAUUUCUGUUCAUUUAUUUUACUGUAUGAGUUUUAUUAUUUUCCCCUUUGCCUAUUUAUUUUAUUUUUCGUUUCAAACUAAGUGGCCUGGAAUGUGGUGCAGGUUCAACACAAACCAGCAAAAAUUUGAUAAUUUUGACUUAGUUACUCAAAUAUCAUCAGCAAUAACAUUGAUUUUCAAAAUCCUUGAAUGCGCUUCUGCCCUUGUUUUUAUCUGAUUUCCCUUUCAUAUAAUCUUUCAUAAACAAUUCAGACUUUUCAAGGAUUUUUAAAGUAUGUCUCUCAGUCUUUUUUAUAGCUCAAGGAUAUUUUGAGAUCUUGUUUUUGUUGUAAAGAAAAAUUUAAUAUUUGUUAGAAAUAUCACAUUAAAUAGUAUGUUACUUUUGUUGCAAUAUGAAAGUUGUAAAUAUCCUCUGAUUAUUGUAAUAAAGUGAAACUAACUGAAAUAACA
Messenger RNA from Orbicella faveolata, 3037 nucleotides. Its product is annotated as E3 ubiquitin-protein ligase MYLIP-like. Gene Ontology annotation, biological process: ubiquitin-dependent protein catabolic process. Gene Ontology annotation, cellular component: cytoskeleton. Lineage: Eukaryota; Metazoa; Cnidaria; Anthozoa; Scleractinia; Merulinidae. Gene Ontology annotation, molecular function: ubiquitin-protein transferase activity; cytoskeletal protein binding. The record is from RefSeq and is a predicted model, not a curated record.